AUGUAUGCUGCUUCUUAUGCACCAAUGACUACUGUAAUUGUAGAUGCAUCCAAAGAAGACAGAGUUUGCCCUUUUCACAGUUGUCAACGUUAUCUUAUCAUCACUGCAAUCGCAAUUAUCGUUGUUUCAAUGUUUACAGUAAUCUGUUCUUACGGUAUCGUUGUUGCUAAAAUGGCACAAAUUGCCCAUAGUGAAAAGUAA
Molecule: messenger RNA, 201 nt
Organism: Caenorhabditis remanei
Lineage: Eukaryota; Metazoa; Nematoda; Chromadorea; Rhabditida; Rhabditidae
Exons: 2
Coding region: 1-201 (66 amino acids)
Source: RefSeq, a predicted model, not a curated record